This is a messenger RNA of Dipodomys spectabilis (banner-tailed kangaroo rat), 3720 nucleotides long. It is a transcript of the gene Slc34a2, whose product is annotated as solute carrier family 34 member 2. Gene Ontology annotation, cellular component: brush border; apical plasma membrane; vesicle. The record is from RefSeq and is a predicted model, not a curated record. The transcript is spliced from 13 exons. Gene Ontology annotation, molecular function: sodium:phosphate symporter activity. The coding region runs from base 35 to 2233 and encodes 732 amino acids. Lineage: Eukaryota; Metazoa; Chordata; Mammalia; Rodentia; Heteromyidae. Gene Ontology annotation, biological process: sodium-dependent phosphate transport; intracellular phosphate ion homeostasis.
GCGGCGGGCGGUCCUGGAAUGUGCGAGGGGCGUGAUGACAACGACGGCCGCCGGCCUCUUUGCGCAACACCUUCGCCAUAUAUACGGCCGGGGCGCCGCUGCGCUCCACCUGCGCGCCUCCGGCGGCCCCGCACCUGCGAAGGGAGCGCUGACCAUGGCUCCUUGGCCAGAGUUGGAAAAUGCCCAGCCAAACCCCAAUAAAUACAUCGAAGGGGGUUCAAAUCCACAGUCAGCCUCCGCAGCCAAAGACAUCAUCAAAAAUGGCAGUGAGACUCCAGUACCCAAGAUUGAACUAUUGCCUUCCUACUCCACGGCGACUCUGGUGGAGGAGACCACUGACGUGGACCCCUGGGAUAUGCCGGAGCUCCGAGACACUGGGAUCAAGUGGUCAGAGAGGGACACCAGAGGGAAGAUUCUCUGUAUCUUGCAAGGAAUUGGGAAAUUCAUUCUGCUCCUGGGCUUUCUCUACUUGUUUGUGUGCUCCCUGGAUGUCCUCAGCAGUGCUUUCCAGUUGGUUGGAGGAAAGAUGGCUGGGCAGUUCUUUAGCAACAACUCCAUCAUGUCCAACCCUGUGGCAGGACUGGUGAUUGGGGUGCUGGUGACAGUCAUGGUACAGAGCUCCAGCACCUCUUCGUCCAUCAUUGUCAGCAUGGUGUCCUCCUCAUUGCUGACCGUGCGGGCCGCCAUCCCCAUCAUCAUGGGAGCCAACAUUGGGACAUCCAUCACCAACACCAUUGUGGCGCUCAUGCAGGCAGGAGACCGGAGUGAGUUCAGAAGGGCCUUUGCAGGGGCCACUGUCCACGACUUCUUCAACUGGCUGUCUGUGUUGGUGCUUCUGCCCUUGGAGGCCAUCACCCACUACCUGGAGCUCCUAACCAACCUGGUGGUGGAGUCCUUCAACUUCAAGAAUGGAGAGGAUGCCCCCGCCCUUCUGAAAGUCAUCACAGAUCCUUUCACAAAGCUCAUCAUCCAGCUGGAUAAAAAUGUCAUCCACCAAAUUGCAAUGAAUGAUGCUUCAGCCCAAAACAAGAGUCUGAUCAAGAUUUGGUGUAAAACGUUGACCAAUGUGACGGAGAUGAAUGUCACUGUCCCCUCACCAGUCAACUGCACUUCUGCGUCCCUCUGUUGGACGGAUGGCAUCCACACCUGGACCAUCAAGAAUGUGACUCAAAAGGAGAACAUUGCCAAAUGCCAGCACAUUUUCGUGAAUUUCAACCUCCCUGAUCUUGCUGUGGGCAUCAUCCUGCUCUCCAUCUCCCUGCUGGUCCUCUGCGGCUGCCUCAUCAUGAUCGUCAAGCUCCUGGGCUCUGUGCUCAAAGGGCAGGUGGCUGUGGUCAUCAAGAAGACCCUCAACACUGAUUUCCCCUUUCCCUUCGCAUGGGUGACUGGCUACCUGGCCAUCCUCGUGGGAGCCGGCAUGACCUUCAUUGUGCAGAGCAGCUCCGUGUUCACGUCUGCUCUGACUCCACUGAUCGGUAUUGGGGUGAUAACCAUCGAGCGGGCUUAUCCACUCACGCUGGGCUCCAACAUUGGCACCACCACCACUGCCAUCCUGGCUGCCUUAGCCAGCCCAGGCAACACACUGAAGAGUUCACUCCAGAUCGCCCUGUGCCACUUUUUCUUCAACAUCUCCGGCAUCUUGCUGUGGUACCCAAUCCCAUUCACCCGCCUGCCCAUCCGCCUGGCCAAGGGCCUGGGUAACAUCUCUGCCAAGUACCGCUGGUUUGCCAUCUUCUACUUGAUCUUCUUCUUCUUCCUGACCCCGCUGGCGGUGUUCGGCCUGUCCCUGGCCGGCUGGCCAGUGCUGGUGGGGGUGGGGGUGCCCAUCAUCCUGCUGAUCCUGCUGGUGGUCUGCCUCCGCAUGCUGCAAUCUCGCUGCCCGCGCAUCCUGCCGCUCAGGCUCCGGGACUGGAACUUCCUGCCCAUUUGGAUGCACUCGCUGAAGCCCUGGGACCGCUACAUCUCCCUGGCCACCACCUGCUUCCAGAGGCGCUGCUGCUGCUGCUGCCGCGUGUGCUGCCGCGUGUGCUGCAUGGUGUGCGGCUGUAACAAGUGCUGCCGCUGCAGCAAGUGCUGUGAGGACCUGGAGGAGGGGCCCGAGGACCAGGCAGUCCCUGUCAAGGCUCCCGAAGCCUUUGACAACUUAGCCAUGAGCAGAGAGGCCCUGGAUGAGGACAAGGCCCAAGUGGAAACACUGGACAUGAAAACCAUUACGAUCAGCACCGCCUUCUAGGCCGGCUGAGGGGUGAGGAAGCAGGGGUGACAUCUACUUUCAUUGUCUUUCCCCUGGCCCAGCACGACAGCUUGUAUGUAGGUCAGCCUCAUCCCAACCGCUCGCUCCCUUGCUCUUUCUCUCCCAGAAGGCAUAGGGAGAAUUAGAACACAAACCCAGCCAGACUGAUGACCAAGUCCACUCCCCAGGACACACUAGAUCUGUUGUUAAACUUCCAGCAUAUUCCUUAGAAGGGAAAGGCCCAAACCAAGGGAUUAAGGAGGGUUCUCCAAGGGCCUCUGUAAGAGUUGGUGUAUAUAUAUAUGUACAAAGGUCUCUGAUCCCACGAGCAGCUGAGCAGGGAAAACUGGAUGUUGAGAGACUGGACAAGGUGUGGGGCUUCCCACCUGAUUUCCAGCGCUCCCCACUCUAGUCCCACACAGGGUUUCCUCACCUGGCAUCCUUGGGUUUCUUUCUGGAAUGGGAGCCACACCUGGGCUGUUUGGCACCCCUGUUGCCCUCCUUUGUGGGGUGGGGAGCAUUUGGGGAGAUAGCUCUCGAGGCAUUCUCCAAGAAAGUUUUACAUACCCCAGGAGCAGGAGACCAGGGCUUGGCUGAGGGCGAAAAAUGGUGUGAAUGAAAUGGGGUUCUGGCCACUGAACCGUGAUUGUGCAGCUCAGCAGGAUGCACAGGUAGCUGUCGUUAAGGGGAUGUGUUCUGCACCCCAGGUACUUUCUAGAAUCCCCUAUUUUGUUUUCCUUUUUUGUGUGUGCCAGUCCUGGAACUUGAACUCAGAACCUGGGCACUGUCCCUGAGCUUUUGUGCUCUACCACUUGAGCUACAGCUCCACUUCUAUUUCUCUGGUGAUUCCUUGGAAAUAGGAAUUUCAUGGACUUUCCUUGCCAGGGCUGGCUUUGAACCUAGAUCCUCCAAUCUCAGCCUCCUGAGUUGGUAGGAUGACAGGCGUGAACCACUGGUACCUGGCUUCAAAAUCCCAUUCACACCAUUUCUCAGCCUCAACCAUCGCCUGUCUCAUCAAGCAGGUGAGCCUCAGCCUUACCUAGGAAGCAGGGAGGAGACAGCUAGACCCCAAAGAUCCCAUGCAUCCCCCAUUCAACAUCACCAUCUGAACAGGGUGGGGUGCUCAGCUGAGCCUUCUGACCCUACCCCUAUGUAAAUAUCAAUUCCCAAACACAUCUGUUUCUACCCCAUAUUUAUAGUCACGCAACUGUACAGCAGUUUUCAUAAGUUAUAUAGUAAAUAGUGUGAUUUGUUUCCUAGUAUCUCAUUUGGAAAUGAGGCAGGGCUCCUGUGUGAAAGAGCAUCUCUGUAUAUUUGUAAUGCUGCCUUUUAAAUGUGACUCCUUAGCCAUCUUGCCUUCCUCCCGUCUGUAAAUAUGUAAGUUAAAACCAGGCAUUGGCUGCGGCUUUCAUUACACUCUGAUUUUUAAAAUGAGAUCCUUGUAUCAGUUUUGUAUUUUUUUUUUUACUGGUUGUGGGAAGGGAGAA